Molecule: messenger RNA, 1091 nt
Organism: Vanessa tameamea
Lineage: Eukaryota; Metazoa; Arthropoda; Insecta; Lepidoptera; Nymphalidae
Exons: 5
Coding region: 81-1079 (332 amino acids)
Source: RefSeq, a predicted model, not a curated record
CAAAAUUAUUACACCGAAGAAUGUGCUAAGAAAGAAAAUUAUAACAUAAAUUCUAUUAUAUAUUUUUAAAUUGUAUCAAAAUGACAAAUAAAGAAUUAUUGCAAGAAUAUUCUGAAUCUAUAAAGAGACUUAAAAAGGAGAGUGCUGAUAUAGGCAUAAAUGAUGAUGAAUUUCGAAAAAUGUAUUUUGAUAGUCUAAAUGAUUUAGAUGAAAACUUACAAUUAAACCGACGCCAAAUUUUUUUUAAAAAGUACAUAUUUCUUAUAAUUUUUGUUAUAAUAAUAUUAUUUGCCACAUACAACUUCAAGUCUAUAUAUAGUUACAUAAUAUGCAACAUACAAGAAUAUAUUUACCCAGGACUAAGGUUAUUAAGAAAAAUUUCUAUUCCAUUCCUGUCAUUAUUUCCUGCAGUAACUGAUUUAUACCAAGAAACAUGUUUGAUACAGAAUCCAUUUUUCACUGUUGUGGACAUGGAUUGCUGGCCUUGUAGUACAGUAAACAACAUAGGUGAAUUUUUCAAUCCACAACCAAUCCAUAAACAGCAGACUGCCCCUUUUAUUUAUAAGACUGAUCAGCCACAGAUUGAUGUGAAUAAAUUGAAAACCUUAUAUUUAAAAAAUAAAGAUAUAUUUAAUAAGGAAAGUUCAAAAGUUCUUACAAAUAAUAAGUAUUAUGAAACACCUGAAGACAUUUUUGACUCAGAUAUAUUAAAAGAAAAUCUUUAUAUUUGGAAAUUCAAUAACUUCAAUGUUGCAAGGAUACUACGCCAGAUCAUUGAAAGGCCAAAAAUUGUUCCAAAGUUUGGUCAAAGCACUGAGAGAUUUAUCAUAAUAGAUUCUAAACAUGAAACAUUUCACAUACCAGAUACAGAAUGUAACUUUGCUUUUCUACUCGUUCUAAGUGGUACAAGAAUUAUUAAUUUACAACCAGCAGAAGAAUGCAAACAUCAGUGUAAAUCCUUCAAAAUGGAAUUAAAGAAAUCAUAUCUAUUGUGGUACAACUGGUGGUAUUGGAGACCAUCAGUCCAACUGACACGAGGCAAUGAAACGUUUAUUGCACAUGUUGGCUCAUAUUGUUAAUUAUUUUUAAAA